Moesziomyces antarcticus is the source of this 723-nucleotide messenger RNA. RefSeq names its product cytochrome b561. The transcript has a single exon. Gene Ontology annotation, molecular function: transmembrane monodehydroascorbate reductase activity. The coding region runs from base 1 to 723 and encodes 240 amino acids. Lineage: Eukaryota; Fungi; Basidiomycota; Ustilaginomycetes; Ustilaginales; Ustilaginaceae. The record is from RefSeq and is a predicted model, not a curated record.
AUGUCAUCUGCGCGGGUCACCUCUCUGACGGAGCCACUGCUUUCGCACCCAGAGGCAGAGAUAACGCCGCUCGAGAUGGUUCAACACGAGAACCCGCGCGCGAUUGGCGUGCAAGCCUCAGCUCUCCUCUUCGUCGGCGUCAUCUGGUCGAUCGUCUUUUCCUCCUUCUCACCCCUCUCCCUACCCCUUUUCGGAUUUCAUCCACUCAUCCAGUCUUUCGCGAUCCUUCUGCUCGUCCAGGCGAUCGUCGUGCUCCAGCGAACGUCGGCUUCCCAACCCGCGGCGAAGAGGUCGGCGUUCAGCGCGCAUCAGUGGCUCAACCUCGUCCUCGUGCUACCGCUCUUCACGGCGGGUGCGAGCAUCAUGUGGUAUCUGCACGACCAGCCAGGCACAGCGCACUUUAUAUCGUACCACGGCAUACUCGGCACUGCGGUGGUGGUGGCCGCGUGGGUGCAGGCUGCGUUGGGGGCGGCAAGUGUGUGGGGCCGGGGAAGGAUGGUGGGUGGAGAAGCGCAGGGGAAGAAGCUGUGGAAAUGGCACCGACUGUCUGGAUACGUGCUGGUGGUGAUGUUUGCGGCGACGGCGGUGUUGGGCGUGGUGGAAACGACGUGGGCGAGCAAGAACGCCUCGAUGGCUCAGACGCUGCUCGUGGUUGUGGCGCUCGCACUGGCUGUGGUGGCACUCGCCAUCCGCAUCCAAAAAAGCAAGCUGCCCAAGUUUUAG